GCGCUGCGGCCGCUGGCGCAGCUGGAGCGGCUCGAUCUCAGCGGUAACCGCCUGCGCGCCGUCGAGGAGGACGAGCUGCCGCCGCUGCCGAGUCUCACCGAGCUCAACCUAGCCGACAACGAGAUCGGGCGGCUGGCGGCGGGCGCGUUCGCGGCGCUGCCCAGCCUAACUAGCCUGAGCCUGGAGGGCAAUCGGCUGGACUCGAAUCAGCUGAGCCAGGGGGCGCUCGGCCGAUUGGGUGGCCUGCAGCAGCUGGCGCUGGACAGGAACAUGUUCAGCGGCGCGCUCACCGAGAACUUUAUCGAUGUGCUGCCCAACCUCACCAAGCUGACGCUCGCGCAGAAUAACUUCACGUCUGUGGAACCGGGGGCCUUGAUGGGCCUGAACAGUUUGAGGGUUUUGGACCUCAGUCAGAACAAGAUUGACGUGAUAGGGGACAGGAGUUUUUCCAAUCUGGGGAAACUGAACACUCUGCGACUAGAUACGAAUCGCAUAGUGACGCUUCCAUCCAGAGGGUUCAGCGGACUGAAGGCCUUGACGUCCCUGGAUCUCAGUCACAACUUCCUGCAGUCGUUGCCGAACGGGUCGCUUGUGAUGUUGUCCAAUCUUCGUGAACUCUUCUUGCGAGACAACGAUAUCAUCAAUUUAGAAGGAAAACUUUUCGACGGCUUGUCAGCACUAAAACGGCUGGAUCUCUCCGAGAAUCCUCUGCACUGCGACUGCCGCCUGCUGAGCCUGGCCAGCUUCCUGACGGCCAGCAAGGCACGGCUGAGCGGCGAUGACCUGGCUCAGGUCACCUGCAUGACUCCGUCCCACCUGGAGAAUGCGCCGCUGGCGCUGCUGACGCCAGACCAGCUGACCUGCGAGGAGAGCGUGCAGUACGACGACAUGGAGCCGCGGCCGGGCGACGCCAGUGAUCAGAUCCGGCUGGAGGCGGCCGAGCUGGCGGCCGACGGCGGCGGCGCGCGCCUCCACUGGCGCGUCGACCCGGCGCUCUCGCCCUACCGCUGCGACCAGGUGUUCGUGUUCGAGCCGCGCGACGACCACGAGCAGCACGUGGCGAGCGUGGCGGCCGAGUGCGGCGGCGCGCUGACCGACCCCACGCGCCUGCAAAUGGACGUGCGGUGGCCGGAGUUGCGAGCCGGCCAGCCCUAUCGCUUCUGCCUGGUGCUGGUGGAGCUGUGGGGCGGCCGGCCCGGCGUGGGCUUCGUGCGCACGGCCAGUCAGCCGCGCUCGUCCUCCGAGGAGAGCAUCCACAAGGAGCAGGAGGAGACCGACUCGCAGGUGUAG
Pollicipes pollicipes is the source of this 1290-nucleotide messenger RNA. RefSeq names its product peroxidasin homolog. The coding region runs from base 271 to 1290 and encodes 339 amino acids. Gene Ontology annotation, molecular function: protein binding. The transcript has 4 exons. Lineage: Eukaryota; Metazoa; Arthropoda; Thecostraca; Pollicipedomorpha; Pollicipedidae. The record is from RefSeq and is a predicted model, not a curated record.